AUGAAGCGGCAGCUGAACAAUCACAGCUGUGUUCAGGAAGUCGAGCUCAGCUACACGGGCGAACUGUUCGACGACGAGAGCCAACUGCUGAGUCAGGUCCACCCCAACGCUGACAUCUCGCAAAUUGCGCUCGACGGACGUCGAAUGAAUAAGCCCCAACUCUGUCAGCUUGUUCAUGUCAUGCUCCGAGGAGAUCCCACCCGAAUAAAACUUCGCCACAAUUGUUUCGGUGCCACCGAAAUGACGGCGUUGGUUCGGAGCAUUGAUCGAGCAAACAGGCGACUCACAGACCUCGAUCUUUCCGACAAUCGGCUGAGGGGCCAGGACAGCCUCGCUUUGCUCAAGGUCAUCGAGACUUCCAAGACCAUCAAAUGCCUGAAGCUCGAUUCCAAUAUGGUCGGCGUACGAGGAGCGCAGCGCUUCACCAAGUUGCUGAGGACCAACAAGACGUUGCUGAGUGUGAGCCUCUUCACGACGAAGAUAAAUGACAAAGGCGCUGUUGCAAUUGGUCAAGCUCUUGCGGCGAACAGCACACUCGAGCUCCUCAUGAUAGGCGGGAACUCCAUUGGUCCCACAGGUGCUCAAGCCAUCGCCUCGUCCAUUGAGCUAAACACCACCUUGGCCUACCUCGAUCUGCAGUGCAACCAGCUAGAUAACAGCGGUGCCGUUUUCCUCGCUCGGAUGCUCCAGUCCAACAAAACGCUUCGGACACUCGACAUAUGCAGAAGUUUCAUUCGCAGCAAUGGUAUAGUGGCAAUCGCUGAUUCACUCACGAACAACCGGACGCUCCUGGAGCUGUUCAUUGACUGGUCCUGUUCACUGAAAAAGCGGUUGUGGCGUUUGCGCGCCUCGUCGCCUCCAACAAGACGCUGA
Messenger RNA from Ixodes scapularis (black-legged tick), 873 nucleotides. Its product is annotated as NLR family CARD domain-containing protein 3-like. Gene Ontology annotation, biological process: nucleocytoplasmic transport; activation of GTPase activity. Lineage: Eukaryota; Metazoa; Arthropoda; Arachnida; Ixodida; Ixodidae. Gene Ontology annotation, cellular component: perinuclear region of cytoplasm; nucleus; cytosol. The record is from RefSeq and is a predicted model, not a curated record. The transcript has a single exon. Bases 1 to 873 code for a protein of 290 amino acids. Gene Ontology annotation, molecular function: small GTPase binding; GTPase activator activity.